Trichoplusia ni (cabbage looper) is the source of this 1701-nucleotide messenger RNA. Its product is annotated as myrosinase 1-like. The record is from RefSeq and is a predicted model, not a curated record. Bases 125 to 1645 code for a protein of 506 amino acids. The transcript has 6 exons. Gene Ontology annotation, molecular function: beta-glucosidase activity. NCBI's taxonomy places the organism in Eukaryota, Metazoa, Arthropoda, Insecta, Lepidoptera, Noctuidae. Gene Ontology annotation, biological process: carbohydrate metabolic process.
CCCAGUUGACGGGAGAUCUUGAUAAGUGAAGUGGUCUGUGACGUGAGCGGCGCUAAGAUUUGUGAUACCAGCUUUUAUAUAAACCUCAGAGCGAAGGGUACCAGUUGAUGAGACGGCAGACACCAUGAAGCUGAUACUAUUGAGUUUGGUGCUAGCAGUAUGCCAGGCCUCCACGGUCAGGCAGCAGAGGAAGUUCCCUGAUGACUUCCUGUUCGGUACCGCCACAGCCUCCUACCAGAUCGAGGGAGCCUGGAAUGAGGAUGGCAAGGGUGAGAACAUCUGGGACUACAUGACCCACAACAACCCCACCGUCAUCAAAGACGUGAGCAACGGUGACAUCGCUGCUGACUCCUACCACAACUACAAGCGCGAUGUGGAGAUCAUGAGGGAGCUCUCCCUCGACGCCUACCGCUUCUCUCUCUCCUGGUCCAGGAUCCUGCCCACCGGCAUGGCCAAUGAGGUCAACCCUGCGGGGAUCGAGUUCUACAACAACUACAUCAACGAAAUGCUCAAAUACAACAUAACUCCCAUGAUCACUUUGUACCAUUGGGAUCUUCCCCAAAAACUCCAAGAGUUGGGAGGGUUCGCUAACCCCUACAUUUCAGACUGGUUCGCAGAUUACGCUAGAGUGGUCUUCGAAAAUUUUGGAGACAGGGUCAAGCAUUUCAUCACCUUCAACGAACCUAGAGAAAUCUGCUUCGAAGGGUAUGGUACUACAACCAAAGCCCCCAUUCUAAACGCUACCGCUGUUGGUACUUACCUAUGUGCUAAACACUUGGUCAUAGCCCACGCUAAGGCCUACUAUGUAUACGACAAAGAGUUCAGAGCGUCGCAGGGUGGCCAGUGUGGUAUCACCAUCAGUGUCAACUGGUUUGGACCCCACACAGACUCUGCCGAGGAUCAAUUCGCCGCUGAGCUCAAAAGACAAGCAGAGUGGGGUCUAUACGCCGAGCCAAUCUUCUCAUCAGAAGGAGGCUUCCCCAAGGAACUGUCACAGAGAAUCUCCGAGAAGAGCGCACAACAAGGUUACGCUAAAUCACGUCUGCCAGAGUUCACUGCUGAAGAGAAGGCUUUAGUCCAAGGAUCGUCUGACUUCUUUGGUGUUAACCAUUACACUGGAUACCUGAUCUCAGCUACACAAGCCAAAGUACAGAACCCCGUGCCUUCCUUGCCUGAUGAUGUGGAUGCUGGCACCAUUGUGCCUGCUGAGUGGCCUAAGAGUGCAUCUGCUUGGUUGACGCUUUCCCCCAACAGCAUCCUCUACGCCCUUACCCACUUGAAGGAACGAUACAACAACCCGAUAUUCUACAUCACAGAAAACGGCUGGUCUACUCCUCCGGAAGCCGGUCUUAAUGAUGAUAUGAGGGGUACCUACUAUAGAACAGCCUUAGAAAGCGUGCUUGACACUUUGGACGCUGGAGUAAACUUGAAGGGGUAUAUGGCGUGGAGUUUGGUCGACAACUUCGAAUGGAUGGAGGGUUACACAGAGCGUUUCGGCCUGUACAGCGUUGAUUUCGAAGAUCCCGCCAGAACUCGCACCCCUAGAAAAUCUGCGUUCAUUUACAAACACAUCUUGAGCAACCGUUUCAUCGACCAUACUUACGAACCUGAAUCUAUGACCAUGACAAUCGAUGAGGGACAUUAAGUCUGAGGAAUGAUAUUUAUUAUUUAUUAAACGAAAAUAUUACGCCUGAUAAUUAA